UUCCGGUUUUGUUUGGAUGUAAACAUUGCAGCAUGCCAAGAAUCGUUAGAAAGAAAAGUUUCGACAGAACUGUCGUAAAGAAAUGUCCCAAAUGCGAUCAGCAGAUUCCAGUGGCUUGCAAACAUUGUCCAUGUGGGCACCAGUUCUCAAAGAAACCAUCAACUCCCACAGAGGAAGAACAGGCAAGCUUUAAGAUACGACGUACAGAAAGGACAAGAAGAGAGAGGCCAGAUUUCUUCAAUCCCAUGGUACUUGAUGUUCAGGCAAAGCGCGCCAGAAAAAAGUCGCAGAACUCCCCACAAGUGCAGGUGGUUGAAACCCCUCCUCCUGUACAAGUAGAGAAAGAGACACCCAGUCGUAAAAGGAGAGGCCGGCCAAAACAAACCCCAACAAAAUCUGUGCCUGAAGUAGAAGAAAAAUGUAAGAACCAAUUACUACCAAUAGAAGAUGACAUGUGUGUGAAGCUGCAACCAGAGAAAGCCCUCCAGUUCAACAUUAUACUCUCAGAUCUCAACAGAAAAUUUAGCUUACAGAACUUUCAGCCUUUUUGACAGUCUUGGUGGUGUGGGUGUGGACAUGUGUUGAAUGUAGCUAGGAACAAAUGUGUUGUAUGAUGUUGAAAAAGAUGUGUAUACAUUGCAGGAAAUGUCAGGUGUAAGGAGUAACUAUUACUUAAAAAACAGGGGUGCAAUUAUAUGUAAAUUAUUAUAUUGGUAUUAGUACAUAUGUAGUUGAUGCAUGAAAGGCUAGAGAAAAUAGAAUGUGUGAAUACUAGUGUGAUAAGAUACUCUGACAGUGUUUUAUAUAAAUAAAUGUAUCGGUAAGUUGAGAUUUGUGUUUUAUUAUAUGGACAUGUUGUCCUGCUUUAUCUUUUUUCCGGAGGUUAUCUAUGGAGGUUGAUAACAUUCUGCUGUGACUUUUGUUUCUCCAACCAAUCCUUAAAUUAAUUUUGACUAAAAAGAAUUCCAACGAUGCAAGUUAUGUUGAGUCUCUCCUUGAACCAGGUUUUGGUGAUAAGUCGCCUAUGUUAGACUUUUGGUAGAGAUAGCAAGAAAAAAAAAUCUUUUUCUUUUUAUGGCAUCAAUGUAUCUCAAGAUGAACCAUAUGUACUAAAAGCUGCCUGUAAAAAAAGUUUACAAAAGAGUGAAUGAUCAAAAAACAUUUUGUCGAUUUCAAUAACAGUUUAACUCAUCUCGAGAGUUUUAGAAUGUGUUUAAUACAUGCAAACCUAAUAAUAUAUACACCAGGCGUACGCCAGCAUGCCCAGGCUUCCAAAUAAUUUUGUCAAGAUAACAUUUAUUUAUACUUUUUUUUUCAUUAGAUUAUUUAAAGAAUUUAUUAUUCUAAUAAUAUCACAAUAAAAUAUUGAUAUUCAUGUCGAUGAGUUUCCUGCUAAACUCUACGUGAACUUGCAAGGUAGGCCUAUUUAUCCGUCUAGAUUAUAUAACUACCUGGCCAGCAUCCGAAUAAGUAUUGCAAUCAAGGAACCUUAAAUGUAUCUGAAUGUCUCCAGGUGUCUAGAGAUUCUUCUAUGUGUGCCUAUUACAUCUGGGACUGCGGAACGUUGACAUAUCGGAGAUCAACCAUGGACGGAGAAUGAAUGUCCUCUCUGGCAUUGUUAGAUUUAGACACAGUGGUUACCAUGUUUGUCGAAAUAUAUUUUCACAGUAUGUUUUGUGUAUAUUUUCACAGUAUGUUUUGUGAAUAUGUUAUUGAAUUUUUCAAUUAUAUCCCUCAGAAAUCCCAGGGGGGAUUCUGCCCCUCUCUCAUGUUCUCCCCCUGGUUAGGUCGGAAAGCAUACGUCCUUCCUUCAGUCUGUCCGGGCUUCAACUUCUAUUUAGGUCUUGCUACCCACCUGUACACUAUAUUGUAAUUAUUAAAAUUUGUUACUUUAAAACUGCUAAAGGUCUGUUUAGGUCAAAGAUAUUUGUCAAUAAUGAAGUUCUUGUAAUAUGGACAUAGACUGGAGUGGGAUGUUAUACAAUCGACUGAUGCAUGGGAGAUAACUCCUUUAUAUUACUAUACUAGAGAUCUUUCACACAUGUCAGACUUUUACUUAUUGUACUGCAAUCAGAAUAUUCUUUUCUUUUUAAAGAACAUAAUCAAAUUGCAAUCAGAAUAAUAGAAUUAAGAAAUACCAGGUUUUUGGGAUAUUUGAUAAAUGAAAUAUAAUAUAGUUUGUUCACUGUUGGCAAGACAUGUUUAAUUACUUCCCUUUAGACUAGAUAUCCAUCCGACAAAAAAAAAAGGCUGACAGGCGGCCAUAUC
Messenger RNA from Pecten maximus, 2268 nucleotides. Its product is annotated as UPF0547 protein C16orf87 homolog. Bases 33 to 551 code for a protein of 172 amino acids. The record is from RefSeq and is a predicted model, not a curated record. Lineage: Eukaryota; Metazoa; Mollusca; Bivalvia; Pectinida; Pectinidae. The transcript is spliced from 5 exons.